Molecule: messenger RNA, 1005 nt
Organism: Spodoptera litura
Lineage: Eukaryota; Metazoa; Arthropoda; Insecta; Lepidoptera; Noctuidae
Source: RefSeq, a predicted model, not a curated record
AUCACCUAGAACUUGACCAUGUUCAUAAAAUAAAUUAUUAAGUAAACGCUUCGGAUCUGCUAUCCUUACGCAAUCUGAAGACGCAAUGCACCGUAGGAGGCUAUCGACCUUCCCACAGUUACUUGAAAUAACUGUUAAGCUGUUGGAAAUAACUUUAUGUUAAGCUGUGAACAGGGCAACCGGUGGCUCAGACCAGUCGCGCAUGACCACGGGACUCGAUCGCAAUUCCUAUCUCAUCGCCACACUCGUACUUAAUUUAUCACCAGAAAUGUGUAAAGUAUUAGCUCUCGGUUUGACAUUGUGCUCUAUUUUAGUGCGGACAACAGAUUGCACCUCCAGUUUCGAUCAAAGACAAACGGGAGAUUUAAAUGUGCAAAUUGGUUUGAAAAACAUAAACAUCAUAGCGUUACUAAAAGGAGGAAAAGAGGAAUACGUGGACUACGACUACGCUUACGAUUACUCGGAAAUGACGAUAAAACCGCAAAACGGUACAACACCAAAACCGUUAAAUGCAAACACAACGAUUUCUACAACAGUAUUAUUAGAACAGACUACAGAAGGUAUAAGGAGUAGUACUGGUGUUGCUGUCGAAGUAACCGAAGCAGCUCCUAACCAGCCCGUAAACAAUAAUGUUGUCACUACACCUCAGGCGACAGCGGAUAUCCUCACGACAAUAGCUCCAGAUUCUUCAAAUAAGGCAAAUAUCACCACUGCUUUACCAAUAGCAAAUAAAUGCAGAAGGGGAUUUGUUCAGAAUAAUGAUGGAAAAUGUGAAUAUAAAGUGCAUGGCACAUCGAAUGCAUUACGUAGAAUCGUAAAACUCGCUCAAAAAAUUAAAAUAGGUAGACAGUUUGGAGAAUCUCAAGACUGAUUGAAGAUCUAUAUUAUUACAACGAAAAUUUACUUUAGAUUUUAGAGACCUUAGGAGUGUCCUUUUUUUUUGUUUUUAAGGGGUGAAAAUUAUCGAAUGACUGCUCCCGCCUGGGUGAGGCGGGAGGGAGUGUC